Messenger RNA from Acinonyx jubatus (cheetah), 5716 nucleotides. RefSeq names its product cadherin 9 (gene CDH9). Gene Ontology annotation, molecular function: calcium ion binding; cadherin binding. Gene Ontology annotation, cellular component: adherens junction; plasma membrane; catenin complex. The record is from RefSeq and is a predicted model, not a curated record. NCBI's taxonomy places the organism in Eukaryota, Metazoa, Chordata, Mammalia, Carnivora, Felidae. The coding region runs from base 527 to 2932 and encodes 801 amino acids. The transcript is spliced from 12 exons. Gene Ontology annotation, biological process: calcium-dependent cell-cell adhesion; adherens junction organization; cell-cell junction assembly.
UUACAGGUUACAGACACGCUGUGACCUCUCUCCCAAUUGCAAACAGAUUAAGCAGGGCUGAUUAACCGAGACUAAAAACACUGGGUUAUUUUCUCCGGUGGGGGUCUUUGACAAAGCCCUCCUCUCUGAACCCUCCGACUUCAUUCGCUUGCAAAUCGCUGUGCCUGAACAGGUCUUCCUCCCCCAGUCCCAACCCUUGAGCCCUGCAGCGCCAUCAGCGGCAAUAUCUUCCUACGUGAGGGACGUCUCUUAUUAAUCAGAAACGCUGAAUGGAAACCAAUCAGACAGAGAGUUUCUUUGGCUUCAGCUUCCUGCCUGUCUGAGUUAAAAGUGAUGCUCGGAGAGGGAGGCACACUGAGAUGCAUGAAGCUUCAGCUGUGAAGAUACUAUAAAAAGAGAAGAGUAGGAACGAGACAGAAGCAACACCGGAAUUGUCAGUGCUGAGCAGGGCUAAACUCAGUUCCGCUACUAACCAAGGGGAAUUGGAUGGUACAUUGAAUUUGAUAUCCUACUGAAGCUGCUUAUAAUGAGGACAUACUAUUGCCUAUCACUAUUCAUCUGGACCUAUAUGUUUCAUACAGUUGAUGCUAUUCCAUUAGAAGAAAAAGCUAGUAGGGAUUUGCCAAGCAAAAGGGUUGUGGAUCUGACAAAAGAUGAUAGUAAAAUGUUACAUCGUACCAAGCGUGGCUGGAUGUGGAAUCAGUUCUUCUUGUUGGAAGAGUACACAGGUACAGACACACAGUAUGUUGGCAAGCUUCACACUGAUCAAGAUAAAGGAGAUGGAAAUUUAAAAUACAUAUUAACAGGAGAUGGGGCUGGCAGUCUGUUCGUUAUAGAUGAAAAUACAGGAGAUAUUCAUGCUGCAAAGAAAUUAGACAGAGAAGAAAAAUCCCUAUACAUUCUUCGUGCCAAGGCUAUAGACAGAAAGACUGGGCGGCAGGUGGAGCCGGAAUCUGAAUUUAUUAUUAAAAUCCAUGAUAUCAAUGACAAUGAACCAAAAUUCACAAAAGACUUAUACACUGCCAGUGUUCCUGAAAUGUCUGGAGUCGGUACGUCUGUCAUACAAGUGACCGCAACAGAUGCAGAUGAUGCCAACUAUGGAAACAGUGCAAAAGUGGUCUACAGCAUACUGCAAGGACAGCCAUAUUUUUCUGUGGACCCAGAAUCAGGCAUAAUAAAAACUGCACUACCAGACAUGAGCAGAGAAAAUAGAGAACAGUACCAAGUGGUUAUACAAGCCAAAGACAUGGGCGGCCAGAUGGGAGGCCUUUCUGGAACCACCACCGUAAACAUCACUCUGACAGAUGUCAACAACAAUCCUCCACGAUUUCCUCAGAGUAUGUAUCAAUUUAAUUCUCCUGAGUCCGUACCUCUUGGAUCCCAUGUUGGAAGGAUAAAGGCUGAUGACCCUGAUGUGGGGGAGAAUGCUGAAAUGGAAUACAGCAUUGCUGAAGGAGAUGGAACAGACAUGUUUGAUGUCAUCACUGACAAGGACACACAGGAAGGGAUUAUAACUGUCAAACAGAAUUUAGAUUUUGAAAGCAAAAUGUUGUACACUUUAAGAGUGGAUGCAAGUAACACUCACCCUGAUCCACGAUUUCUACACCUGGGACCUUUCAAAGACACAGCUGUGGUCAAAAUAUCUGUGGAAGAUAUAGAUGAGCCUCCUGUGUUUAGUAAACUUUAUUACUUGAUAGAAGUAGAUGAAGAUGUAAAGGAGGGCAGCAUCAUUGGACAGGUUACAGCAUAUGAUCCAGAUGCUAUGAACAAUUUAAUAAAAUACUCCAUUGAUCGGCAUACUGAUAUGGACCGGAUUUUUAGUAUUCACUCCGAAAAUGGCUCUAUUUUCACUUUGAAACCCCUGGACCGGGAAUCAUCUCCUUGGCACAACAUCACCAUUACAGCCACAGAAAUAAGUGAGUGGGAAAUACAUCCAUCUGAACACCAAAGUGAUAACUCAAAACAAAGUAGCCACAUCCCUGUCUUCAUCAGAAUUCUAGAUAUAAAUGACCAUGCUCCGGAAUUUGCCAUGUACUAUGAAACAUUUGUUUGUGAAAAUGCAAAGCCUGGGCAGCUGAUUCAGACUGUCAGUGUCAUGGACAGAGAUGAUCCUCCCCGAGGCCACAAAUUUUUCUUUGAACCAGUGCCAGAAUUUCCUCUCAAUCCGAACUUCACCAUUGUAGAUAAUAAAGAUAAUACAGCAGGAAUCAUGACUCGAAAAGACGGGUACAGCCGCAACAAAAUGAGCACCUAUCUACUACCGAUUUUAAUAUUUGACAAUGAUUACCCAAUUCAAAGCAGCACCGGCACACUCACUAUCCGUGUGUGCGCUUGUGAUAAUCAAGGAAACAUGCAGUCCUGCAAUGCAGAGGCCUUGGUCCUCUCGGCGGGUCUCAGCACAGGGGCUCUAAUCGCCAUCCUUCUCUGCAUCAUCAUACUCCUUGUUUUAGUUGUGCUGUUUGCUGCACUGAAGAGGCAGAGAAAAAAGGAACCUCUGAUAAUUUCAAAAGAUGAUGUCCGUGACAACAUUGUGACCUAUAAUGAUGAAGGUGGUGGGGAAGAAGAUACCCAAGCUUUUGACAUUGGCACCUUAAGGAAUCCAGAAGCAAGAGAAGACAGUAAACUUAGAAGAGAUGUAAUGCCUGAAACUAUUUUUCAGAUAAGGAGGACUGUGCCUCUGUGGGAAAACAUUGAUGUACAAGAUUUUAUCCAUCGAAGAUUGAAAGAAAAUGACUCAGACCCAAGUGCACCACCUUAUGAUUCACUGGCAACAUACGCCUACGAAGGCAAUGAUUCCAUAGCCGAUUCACUCAGUUCUUUGGAGUCUCUCACAGCCGAUUGUAACCAAGAUUAUGAUUACCUCAGCGACUGGGGACCUCGUUUUAAAAAGCUUGCUGAUAUGUAUGGGGGUGAUGACAGUGACCGAGAUUAAGAGUAUCGUAUGACUUGAUCCAUGUUAGUGGAAGUACACUUCUUGUUACUAGAUUGAGUGGCCUGCAUUCUCUUCCUUGGAGGAAAUUUUUUAAAAAUUGAAAUUACAAACAAUACGUAGGUGUUGUCUUAGUAAGGGUUUGCUUAAUCAGUAAGUUUCUGUGAAUGACUAUGAAUGAUAUAGAUUUUAAAAAAAGUAAUAAUAACCAGUUCACUCUCUUUGCCUAGCAAUCUCUGAACGAAAGUAUAUCACAUCAAUAAUCAAUACAAAUUACAUAAAAGGCUUUUUGUGCCUUUCCUUAAAUAUAAAGACUUUAUAAAUGUUUUCUUAACUGACUUAUAGUCACCUUUACUAUUAAACAUUGUGCAACUGCUUUGUAAAUUAGUAUGAAAAUAUAUCCCUAAAGAAAUAGGAAUGACUAUUACUGCCAUAUUUAUUUAGUUGAAGAAUGUCUUUGUGUUAAUUCAUUCAUAUUUUUAUAAAUGUAUAUUUAUAUUUUUGUAUUUUUAUGAAAUAAACUAGUAUUUAUAAAAAUAAAUAUCAUUUUAUUUACUUCCUAGAAACAGUUCUGAUCUCACUGAUAAUAGAAAUUUUUUACAUCUUUAUAGACAAAACACAAUUUACUCAGGGAAAAAACAGCUAAGUUACUGCAUGUGAUUUGGAACUAGAAUGUAGCAAGACUAUAAAAGAGCUUUAGUAUAAGUUAUGAUUUUUUGUUUCUGCCACUUGAAUAUGGACAAAUGCUUAUUCAACCACUGAUAUCUACCCAUCAAUAGGAUAUGAGACCUUUGAAAUAUAAACUAUUAUAAAUAUACUUGUGAAUGAUUAUGGUUUUUAUAUAAUUUUUUCUAUAGAAUCAGCCAGUGAAUUUUAUUUGAGAGUAUAUGAAGUAUGUGUAAGAAAUGUUAUGUGUAUCAGGGGAAAAAAUGUAAAUCACUCUUUCUCCUUCAACAGAAGUUUUCAGAAUGAAAAGGAAUCGUUCUGAUUUUGUUCUCCUCAUCAGAUAAUUCAUGGAAUAUAAGCCAGGUGACAUUUAAAAUGAGUAUCAACAAACUAGAGGGUUUUUUUUUUUAAUUUAAAACUUUAUUGCAUAGAUUCAAAGUCACUGUAUUUGAGGAAAUCUUGAAAUAACUGGUAACAUGUAGGCUGAAGAUUAAAAAAAAAUUAGGGAAUGUGUGGUUUUACUAAUGAUUGGGAUUGUAAAAAAAAAAUCUGUUUUUGGACAGAAUUUGGACCCUUUAAGACAUGAGAAAGAGGAAGAGAGUGGCAGAAUUGUGCAUAAUAAUCAUUAGCAAAUCUCUGAGACUGCUAUGCAGAAAACCUGCCUCGGUUUAAUCUGAAGAAUAAAACCUAAACUAAAAUAUGGAAACUUCACAAGGAGAUUGCAUACUAUUCAUUUCCUGUGCCAUGAAUUAUCUUUUGCUUUCUCUUUUAUUAUUCAUCCUUUAAGGAGUAAAUAUCAUACCCAGGGUCAUUCUUAAUGUGGAAUUUAUUUAGAAAUUUAACACUGACUAGUCUGUUACCAAGCCUUUUUAAAUAGCAAAUACCAAUUAUAGACAAAUUUGUGUAUUCUGUUACUAUGUUAUAAAAUUUUCAAAGACCAUUCAAGAACUUUAGCACCAGUAGCUGACACAUAUUACAGAUUUAAUUUGAUGCUGAGAAAAUAAAAUAUACUUUGCAUUAAAGAAAAAUUUGAAAUUUUUCUAAUCAUUGGAAUUUUCCAGAAAACAGAAAGUUUUUAAGUUUUAGGUUUAGUUUAGAAAGUUGUUUUUUUUUGUUUUUGUUUUUUUUUUUUUUACUUUAGAAAGUAAUUAAGUUUUCCCAUUGCUAGAGCUAUUCCAGCAUGAAUCAGACAAAUAUUUGAGGAGGAUAACGUUGAGUGGCUUAAAGCAGUCGGCAAAAAUGAAUUAGAUAUCUAUUAAACUUCUUAUCACUUUAUUCUAUAAUCACUAGAAUAAGUGGCAAGAAGUAAACAAAUUAAGAAGAGGCUAUAAUGACUGUACGUGUAACAGCUGUAUAGAAAUGAAGAAAAAAUCAUGUUGAGUCAGAAAAGGGGAAUUGGUAGUUACAUUGCAUGCCUGGGUUUACCACACUUCAAAUACUAAGCGCAUCACAACAAACCAAGCUACCUGUAAGUUGUAAACCUACAACUGCAAUGAGGAAAUCAUAUUAAUACCACAUAGAAUAAGACACAUUACAUUUUUAAGCUUGAUUAUGAAGAAAUAUUCAUUUGAUUACCAUUUUUCAGCGUUUAAUAAAACUGGUUUGGGUUCUCCCUUUCCUGGAUCUGAGAAUGACUGAUAUACUGAUGUCUUUGUGAGGACAGAGCUAAUAGAUUUCAUACUUAAUAAGUAUAUGAUUGUUUUUGCUAUCAAUCAAGGAAUCCUAUUUGGUGAAAGAAAUGACCAGUUUCAUGAAAUAUUAAUGCUUUUCAUAAUUGUCUAAUAAUCUAUGAAAUUCCUGUAGUAGGAAAAUGCAUUUAGAAGACUGAUCAGCUUUUUUGUAAAUAAAAAAAAAAUUCCUAAUUGAGAAGUAAAAAAAAAAAAGAAAAAUAUAACUUCCCCACCCAUACCCACACAAAAAAUAGAGAUAAUAAUUAUUUACUCUAUUGUAUUUGGAUAAUUUUAUUUCAUUAAGAUGCACACAAUACAUUCAAUAAUAUUAGUUUCCAUCACUUGAUUCUCAUGGGACUGAGACACUGGUAAAAUCUGAGGAAAAUUAAUUCUUAAAGUGUGUUUACUUUCCAAACAAAAUAAAUUAGUUAGCUUUGACUGUUUAAACUUA